UCAGAGUGAAAGAGUGAAAGAGAAAGGGGAGAAGCAAGGAAAAAGGGAAGUUCUUCCAAGUUCCAUUGCCGAAGAAACCCUUAAAAUGGAUGCCAAUCUACGAGCCGUAGAACAACUGGAGACCAAGGUGGAAGAAGAACAGGAAGAAAUUGCACAUUCAUCCUCUAAAGCCGCCUCUGUAGUUACUCCUCCGUUAUCCACAGCUUCAAUCUCUCUCUCCCUCUCAACCAUCCUCCCCACUCAUCUCCUUCUCCCUCCCAAACCCUCCUCUCUACUCCCUGCUCUUCCCAACAAAAUCAAAAUCCCCUCUCAGGUAUCCUCUCUGUCUCACCUCUCCCUCUCUUCCUCCUCCCAAUCUCCUCCCAAGUCAUCCUUCCGCUCCACCUUUUCGGCCUCUCCACUCCAAGCCCCUCUCCCACGCGCCCCCCGUCGGUCCUCUGAACCGUCCAACCUCGCUGGAGUCCGUCGUUCGUCCAUCGUGUGGUUCCGAAAUGACCUCCGUGUGCACGACAAUGAGUGCCUCAAUACUGCCCAGAACGAGUCCAUUUCGGUCCUUCCCGUCUACUGCUUCGACCCUCGCGACUACGGCAAGUCCUCCUCGGGAUUUGAUAAGACAGGGCCCUACCGUGCUACUUUCUUGAUUGAGUCCGUCUCUGAUCUACGGCGAACCCUCCAGUCCAGAGGGUCCGACCUCGUGGUCAGGAUUGGGAAGCCGGAGAUCGUUUUAGUUGAUUUGGCGAAGGCUAUUGGGGCCGAUGCCGUUUAUGCACAUAGGGAGGUAUCACACGAUGAGGUUCGUGCUGAGGAGAAGAUUGAGGCUGCAAUGAAGGAGGAAGGUGUGGAGGUGAAGUUCUUCUGGGGGAGCACCUUGUAUCACCUCGACGAUUUGCCGUUCAAGCUGGAGGAAAUGCCGUCCAAUUAUGGUGGGUUUAGGGAGAAGCUGCAAGCCCUGGAAGUGAGGAGUACAAUUGCGGCUCUGGAUCAAUUUAAGGGUUUGCCAGCCAGAGGAGAUGUAGAGCCCGGUGAGAUUCCAACCUUGCUGGAUCUGGGGCUCAACCCAACUGCAACAAUAACUCAGGGUGGAAAGCCAGCUGCGAACGCUUCUCUUGUGGGAGGGGAAACCGAAGCAUUACAGAGGCUUAGAAAAUUUGCAGUGGAAUGUCAGGUACAGCCAAACAAGGGAGAUAGUAGCAUAUAUGGUGCCAACUUUUCCUGUAAGAUCUCUCCAUGGUUGGCCAUGGGAUGCCUAUCUCCUCGUUACAUGUUUGAUGAGCUAAAGAAAUCUGCCACCAGAAUAAUUUCUGCUUCAACCCGGAAAGAUGGUGGUUCUGGCCCAUCUGAUACUGGAAUGAACUGGCUGAUGUUUGAGUUGUUAUGGAGAGAUUUCUUCAGAUUCAUCACCAAGAAGUACAGCUCUACCAAGAAACAGCUUGUUGGUUCUGCAGCUACAGCUUGCACUGGUGCCCUUGCUUGAGGGAGAACUCUCAAUAGAGUUGGAAGGAAAUUUCAGAUGUGA
Messenger RNA from Telopea speciosissima, 1516 nucleotides. RefSeq names its product blue-light photoreceptor PHR2. The transcript has 4 exons. The coding region runs from base 86 to 1474 and encodes 462 amino acids. NCBI's taxonomy places the organism in Eukaryota, Viridiplantae, Streptophyta, Magnoliopsida, Proteales, Proteaceae. Gene Ontology annotation, molecular function: FAD binding; DNA binding. The record is from RefSeq and is a predicted model, not a curated record. Gene Ontology annotation, biological process: photoreactive repair.